UUCCCGCUCCCGCCCCGCUCCCGACACAGUCCCGCUCGCGGUCCCGUCUCGAGCGGAGGGGCAGGAUGUGCGAUCCGGCCGUGUCCAGUUUCCUCACCCAGACGCUGUGUGCCCAUGGCGGGCGGCUGGGGUUGCAGCAGCUGCAGGAGAACAUCGGGCUGUCGACACUACAGCUGCAGGACACGCUGUCGGCGGCGGGCCCCCGGCAGUUCCUGGUGCUGGAGGGCGGCCUGGCGGUCCUUGCCGUGACGGACGUGCGGGUCUGUGUCCGCAAGGAGUGCGACGGCUGCGAGCGGCUGCACCUCUGCAAGCUGUACCUCAUGGGCAGGUGCUACGUGAGCUCUUGUAAGUACUCGCAUGACAUCAUGAAUGUGGAGAACAAAAAAGUUCUAAAAAAACAUAAUUUGUCUGGCCUCAGUGAGAAUGAGCUGCAAGUCCUGCUUCUCCAAAACGAUGCAUUCUUCCUCCCUGAUACCUGCUCCUUGUACAACAAAAAAGGUCACCACUGUAAGCAGCAAAACAACUGCAACAAGCUUCAUGUUUGUCGACACUUUCUCCAUGGGAAAUGUAAAUUUCCUCGAUGCAUAAUGUCCCAUAACCUCUUGGAUGACCACACAUUGAGAGUGUUGGAAACCGGAGGCAUUGACGCGAAGAUAGCUUCAAACUUCCAAGCUAUAUAUGAUUACAAGCAUAUCGAAUUCAACAGGGAACCGAGGAAGGGGUAUGUACUCAACUACAGACCAUUAAAUGAUCAUUGGAAAAAGCCAGCAAAAGAACCAAAGACAACUUUGCAAACAGUGCAAACCAUGCUGCAUGUGCCACCUUCCGAAGGUAAAUACCUAGGUCCCAGUAGCACCGUACCUGCUCAGAACCAAGACCAGUUGCCAGCAGGAGCAGGAAAUAAAGAUAAAGGUCCCAGUAGCACCGUACCUGCUCAGAACCAAGACCAGUUGCCAGCAGGAGCAGGAAAUAAAGAUAAAGGUAAAAAGGACAGUUCCUCUGAUGAAGCUUCAAAGGACAAGAAAAAAGAUAACUGUGAUGAGAUCUGUUUAUUCUAUGUCUGGAAGUACUGCAAAAACAAGGAUAAAUGCAAAUCUGUUCAUUACCGUUUGCCAUAUAAAUGGGAGAUACAUGAUGGGUUGGACUGGCAUGAACUUCCCAUGAUGGAGGAAAUUGAAAAGGCAUAUUGUGACCCAACGAACAGCAGCUUGCCAAGUAGGAACAUAAAUUUCCAGACAAUGACCUGCUCUUCUUCUUUGGUUCGACGCCUCUCUACACCAUCAUCAGUCACAAAACCAACAUUCGUACUGACCACACAGUGGAUUUGGUACUGGAAGAACAACCAAGACAAGUGGAUUGAAUAUGGAAAACAGGAAGAAGAGAACAGUGUGACCUCACCAUCUUCUGCUAUUAUUGAGAAUUUGUAUCAAGCAGAUCCAUGUGCUGUUGUACGUUUCCCAGGUGGCGAACAUCAAUAUGAACUCAAUUUUAAAGAAAUGACUCAGACAAACACUGCUUUUAAAACUCGAAGACAGGUCUGCAGGCGACCAAAAUUUGUGUCUUCUGAAGAUGUGCAUAAGAUAAAGACAGGCCAAGGGGAUUCUUCUAUUCCAAAUCAGACCUGCCCUAGUCACUGGGAUGCAUCUGCACUGCCUGAAUUGGGAUACAAGGCAGUGGUGAUCAGCAAUGCAACCUCUGAAUACAAUGGAAUAAAGCAGCAGUUUCAUCAGACUAUGAAAAAUUACAGCAUCCUUAAAAUACAGAGGAUUCAGAAUCCAUCCCUCUGGAAGGUGUUUCAGUGGCAAAAAGAGAAGAUGAAAAGGGAAAAUGGAGGAAAGGAAGUCCAGGAAAAACUCCUGUUCCACGGAACUGAUGUCACCUCCAUGAAAACGAUCUGCACUCAGAACUUUGACUGGAGAAUUUGUGGAAGCAAUGGAACUAACUAUGGGAAGGGAAGUUACUUUGCUAGAGAUGCUCGCUAUUCCCACACCUACUGUCAGGCUACGCCACAGGGACACAUGAUGUUUGUGGCUCGCGUUCUGGUUGGAGACUACGUUAAAGGCAACGCAACCUAUGUCCGUCCCCCAGAGAAGUGUGCUGACAAGAUGUGGUUUUAUGACAGCUGUGUGGAUGAUGAGUUAAAUCCUUCUGUUUUUGUUGUCUUUGAAAAACACCAGAUUUACCCAGAGUACAUAAUAGAGUAUAAAGAGGAGAGAAUAAGAGAGCAGAAUGAGGUGGGAAUAAGAGCAUACAGAGAGGCGGGAAUAAGAGAGCAGGAAGAGCCAGGAAUAAGAACAUACAAAGAGGCAAGAAUAAGAGCGUAUGGAGAGGUGGGAAUAAGAGAGCAGAAAGAGGCAGGAAUAAGACCAUACAAAGAGGCAGGAAUAAGAACAUAUGGAGAGGUGGGAAUAAGACAGCAGAAAGAGGCAGGAAUAAGACCAUACAGAGAGGCAGGAAUAAGAACAUAUGGAGAGGUGGGAAUAAGACAGCAGAAAGAGGCAGGAAUAAGACCAUACAGAGAGGCAGGAAUAAGAGCAUAUGGAGAGGUGGGAAUAAGACAGCAGAAAGAGGCAGGAAUAACAGCUUAUGGAGAGGUGGGAAUAAGACAGCAGAAAGAGGCAGGAAUCAGAGAGCAGAAAGAAGCAGGAAUAAGAACAUAUAGAGUGGAGGGAAUAAAAGAGUGUAAAGAGGAGAGAAGAAAAUGUGUUAUAUCUUAGAGGUACAUGGCAGUUUGUAUCCCUCUUCUUUCUUUUUAGUACAGUUCUUUGGGAUGUUAAUCCAAACAAAUUUUGCAUUGAGGAGGGCUGGCAAAGCAGAUGUUACGUUCGUUGCAAGUGCCUUUCUUCUCUUCCUCUUAAAUGAAGCAUAGACAUUUCAGUAAACUUUGAAGGAAAAUCAGAAUUGUGGAAUGGGAAAUUGAAUGUUAUGACUGCUGUGGGCAAAUAAUUAUAAAUGCAUAGUCUAAAAAAAUAGAAUUUCUUUUCGCAAACAGUUAAAAGAAAAAUUAACAGUACAGUAGUUUUUAAGGAAGCUUUCUGGUUUUUAGUAGCCAGAGAUUCUUUUUAGUGCAAAAUUCAUCUGUUCUUGAUCCUCUCAUCUAUCAUUAUUAUAAACAAUUCAGUGUAGGUAAUGACUUGAGUUUGUUUUCAAAGCACUGCUUGUUAAUGCUGGUACAUGUUUCGAGUUAAAACGGUAAACAAAAAAGAAAAAGCAUAUUUUAAAUCCAUAUUGUUAGUCCUCGAUAAUUUUCAUCUGUACAAUGGCAGAUGGAACAGAAAGUUGUUGAAUCAGAUUCUUUGUGGAAAUUUGCAGUAACUUGCUGUAACCUAUACAAAAGCAGAGCUCAACUGAAACUGAAAGCCACCACAUGUGAGUAAGCAGACACCAAAAUUUGGUGGUUCGGCUGCAACUAAUGUCUGUAAGGACACAAAGGCUGUGUCCCAACAAGCCAGGCUUUCCAGUGGAUGUAGCUCUGUAGCGCAAUAGGACAGGAGAAACUUCUUAAGGAGCAUAGAGAUACUCUGUCUUGUUUUUGCAUUAAUUUUCGUUUUUCCAGACAUAGAAUGGGACUGAAAGAGACCAGUUAGGUUCUUUCAAGGCCAGUGAUAGAACUGCUGUCCUAAGGUACCAUCUGCAUGUUCUGCUGCCCGCUUGCGUGGGGCAGGGUGCUGACAAGCGAGGAUCCUCUUUGUGUGUGGGUGAUCCAGGGUCAGAAACCUGUGCAGUUUCUAUUGGAUGUUACUGGAUGUAAGUGGAUCAAACUGAAGGCCCUCUGUACAAAAUGCCAUAUUCAGGCUGUUUAGCUGUUCAGAGUGAAACUGUGAGUGAGGACAGAGGAACAUAUUUUUUACCUUCAGAUAAGCUUUACAGAAACAUCAACAGCAUCUAAGGUUUUUGCAUAUGUAAUACAAAUAUGUCAACCACUCAAAGAUAGCGCUUUCUUUCCAAGAACAGAAAAGAUAAAUCCAGAAAAUCUUAUUAAAACUACUUAGAACUAAAUGAAAACAUGCGGGGAAGAUUUUAAGACUUUGUAAUACCUCUCUUUCUCUUCUUUGCCUGUUGAGUUCCUGAAUUACUAAGCUUGUUGUACUUGCAAAUAAAACCUGUUUUCAGGCA
Messenger RNA from Pseudopodoces humilis (Tibetan ground-tit), 4116 nucleotides. Lineage: Eukaryota; Metazoa; Chordata; Aves; Passeriformes; Paridae. The record is from RefSeq and is a predicted model, not a curated record.